AUGAGCCGGAUAUUGACGCAAAGACAAGCCGAGGAGCUGCACAAGUCCAUGAUAGCAUACCUUGCGUCAAUAGAUCUAUCUAGGAGUGCCGAGACGUUACGAGAAGAGCUCAAUAUUGGCGACAGCUUCGAUUCUGAAACUAGCAAAAAGUACGAGGGGCUAUUAGAGAAGAAAUGGACAAGCGUUGGACGGCUACAGAAGAAAAUAAUGGAACUGGAGUCAAAAGUUGCAAGUUUACAAGAGGAGCUUGAUCGGGUCACACCAGCCUCCCUUUCAAAACCGAAUCAAGAUCCUACGACCUGGCUUCCUCGAUCACCCCCAAGACAUACGCUCCAAUCACAUAGAGAUGCUAUUACAUGCGUUGCAUUCCAUCCAGUCUUCUCAACGCUCGCCUCAGGUUCGGAGGAUUGUACAAUUAAGAUUUGGGAUUGGGAACUAGGAGAACUGGAGAGGACUCUAAAGGGCCACAUGAGGGCUGUUUUGGAUCUUGAUUUUGGCGGGCAGAAAGGGCGCACUCUGCUAGCAUCUUGUUCGAGUGAUCUCACAGUCAAGAUAUGGGAUCCCAGCAAUGACUAUGCGAACAUUCGAACACUUACUGGACACGAUCAUUCAGUUUCUGCUGUACGUUUCUUAUCGCCCUCGGGAAAUCUUCUUGUGUCAGCAAGUCGGGAUACAUCUCUCCGAAUAUGGGAUGCAUCGACAGGAUUUUGCGUGAAAACAAUUCGUGGACAUAGCGAUUGGGUCCGGACCGUUUCUCCUUCUUUCGAUGGGAAAUGGCUGGUGUCAGGUGGUCGCGAUCGAGCAGCAACAAUAUGGGAUGCUUCAACAGGAGAAGCAAAAGUGAGCUUGCCAGGCCAUGAUAACUUCAUUGAAUGCUGUGCAUUCGCGCCACCAGCAAGUUAUGGGUAUCUAGCAACUUUGGCUGGACUAAAGAAACCACCUCCGGCAAGCAGUUCAGCCGAAUUUGUCGCGACUGGAGCAAGAGACAAAACCAUAAAGUUAUGGGAUGCUCGAGGAACAUUGAUCAAGACCCUCGUAGGCCAUAACAACUGGAGACAACUAAUGGAGCCCCGAAGGAUGCUGGCAAGUCUGGGAUUCGAUGUGUCAUCGCAACAGGAAGCGCGGAUUUAUGCGUCCGAGUCUUUACAUGAUAAUCACAAGGGCUGCGUAAAUGCUAAGGGGUUGAGCGAAAUCGAGGUGUAUGCUGAAAUCCCAGAUGCCAUUGUCCCUGAGCAAAAUGCCACUUUCAAUCAUCCAGCCGACACGCAUUUAUUCAUGGCCACGGCACGCUCCCAACCCGUCAGCACUUGA
Molecule: messenger RNA, 1311 nt
Organism: Rasamsonia emersonii CBS 393.64
Lineage: Eukaryota; Fungi; Ascomycota; Eurotiomycetes; Eurotiales; Trichocomaceae
Product: Nuclear distribution protein PAC1-1
Exons: 4
Coding region: 1-1311 (436 amino acids)
Biological process (GO): nuclear migration; microtubule organizing center organization; establishment of mitotic spindle orientation
Cellular component (GO): cytoplasmic microtubule; nuclear envelope; kinetochore
Molecular function (GO): microtubule plus-end binding; dynein complex binding
Source: RefSeq, a predicted model, not a curated record